AUGUUUUUAUUCAAAAAGAAAAAGAUCACAUCAGAUACUUGGAAAGACCCUGGGACAAAGACUGAAUUCCACUUCGACGAGAAUGGUAUCCUAGUGGACCCUGAAGGUAAGAAACUUAUAGGGAAUUACAAAGGAUUUAAGAUUGAUGAUGACUUUUCUGACUGGCUUCAUGCAUAUGUAGAACGUAGAAUGACCGAAGAAGGCUUGCAAUCUAUGCUUGUCCCAGAAAAAGGAGGAAGCCCCAUAUGGUUCACUCCCAAUGCUUUUAAAUCUCCAAAAAAGCUUUUAGUUGUCAUUUGCGGUAGCGGAAGAAUCCAUGCCGGCAUAUUGAGUGUUGGUGUUUGUGCAUAUCAUGGCCUAAAAAUGGGUUCUGCCCUUCCAUGGAUUAAAUUUGCAAAAGAACAUCAAAUGGAAGUAGCUAUCCUUAAUCCAAACCAUGAAGGUGCUAAGAAGAUUAAAGAACCAUAUGCAACAACUCACAAUUCUGUUCGUCACUCACUCUAUGUUUUCCAGAAAUUGAUUAUUCCGAACAGUCCUGAAAAAUGCUUCAUUUUGGCUCAUUCUGCAGGUGGACUGAGUGUUUGCGCACUUGCUGAUAACUUCCAGGACUGGUAUGUUAAUACUAUAAAAUUCACUGCUCUGACUGAUGCUCUUGAAGAUCAAGUUUCAGAUAAAACAGGAAACACAAAGAAAUAUCUCACUGAAAGGAUGGUAAACUGGACAAGAUCUGACCAGGAACUUAACAAAGUAUUAGGAAAGUCAAGCUUAUGCUUCCACAGAUCAGCAAAUACAACUGAUCAUCCUCUCACUACAGGAAUCGCUAUGCCUUUCAUCUUCGAAGAGUUCAAUAAAUAUGAUUGUGAAUAA
Messenger RNA from Trichomonas vaginalis G3, 867 nucleotides. Its product is annotated as FAM172 family protein-like protein CG10038 family. Gene Ontology annotation, molecular function: siRNA binding. The record is from RefSeq and is a predicted model, not a curated record. The transcript has a single exon. The coding region runs from base 1 to 867 and encodes 288 amino acids. Gene Ontology annotation, cellular component: nucleus. Gene Ontology annotation, biological process: regulatory ncRNA-mediated heterochromatin formation. NCBI's taxonomy places the organism in Eukaryota, Parabasalia, Trichomonadida, Trichomonadidae.